AUGACAAAUCUAUUAGCUGCUGUUAUCAUUGCUUUUACAUUUGGUGAAAUUGGAAAUAGUACAAUUCAAAAGCCAAAUUUCCUAAAUCAGCUCUCUCAGGAUAACUUGCCUAGUGUUUUGUUUGCAAUGGCUGGGGGGGUCUUCCUCAGCCUCGGAAAUCUGGCGACUCAAUAUGCUUGGGCAUUUGUUGGUUUGUCAGUGACCGAGGUGAUCACUUCGAGCAUAACUGUUGUCAUAGGGACAACCUUAAACUACUUCUUAGACGACAAAAUUAACAGAGCCGAGAUUCUAUUUCCUGGCGUAGGAUGCUUUCUGAUUGCUGUUUGUUUUGGUUCUGCUGUACAUGCAUCAAAUGCUGCAGAUAAUAAAGCAAAACUCACUAGUUUAUCCAAAGAUAGCGCAGUGAUAAAGGAUGCACCUAUCUCCAAUGAAAAGAAUGCAAACAGCAGUAUAAAGGAAGACUUGGAGAAUGGACUUGGUACUAAGGAGAAGGCAAAAUUCGGUACUGCACAUUUUCUUAUAGAACUCGAGAACAAAAGAGCAAUUAAGGUAUUUGGGAAGGGAAGUUUAAUUGGCUUAGCCAUAACUUUCUUUGCUGGAUUCUGUUUUUCACUCUUUUCACCAGCAUUCAACUUGGCGACUAAUGAUCAGUGGCAUACAUUAAAAUCUGGCGUUCCUCACUUAAGUGUCUAUACUGCAUUCUUUUAUUUCUCAGUAUCAUGUUUUGUAAUUGCCAUCAUUCUAAAUAUCAGUUUUCUGUAUCGUCCCGUUCUAAACUUGCCCAAAUCGUCGAUAAAGGCUUACUUAUCUGACUGGAAUGGUCGAGGUUGGGCCCUUUUGGCUGGACUCUUGUGCGGGUUUGGGAACGGUCUUCAAUUUAUGGGAGGUCAAGCUGCUGGAUACGCUGCAGCAGAUGCCGUUCAGGCACUUCCACUUGUUAGCACGUUUUGGGGUAUACUUCUGUUUGGCGAGUAUCGGCGAUCAUCAAGAAGAACCUAUGUACUCCUUGUGGGGAUGUUGUCGAUGUUUAUCGUGGCUGUUGGUGUCCUUAUGGCUUCAUCCGGACAUCGAAAAUAA
This is a messenger RNA of Fraxinus pennsylvanica, 1077 nucleotides long. The record is from the annotation of a GenBank genome assembly. Lineage: Eukaryota; Viridiplantae; Streptophyta; Magnoliopsida; Lamiales; Oleaceae.